Molecule: messenger RNA, 13090 nt
Organism: Hyla sarda
Lineage: Eukaryota; Metazoa; Chordata; Amphibia; Anura; Hylidae
Gene: AR
Product: androgen receptor
Exons: 8
Coding region: 711-3077 (788 amino acids)
Biological process (GO): regulation of DNA-templated transcription; androgen receptor signaling pathway; male gonad development
Cellular component (GO): nucleus
Molecular function (GO): sequence-specific DNA binding; zinc ion binding; nuclear receptor activity
Source: RefSeq, a predicted model, not a curated record
CACACUGUGAAUAUACCCUAUAUGUUCCCGCAUUUUUUAGCUGUGUAUAAGGAGUUGUGAGGUUCUUUGGGAAAUUUGCCUCAUGACUCCUCAUUGUAAACAGGACAGCGGAUGGGCACCGGGAAGUACAGUAGUUAGUUCCAUGCGCCCAGCUCGUCCCACACUUCUAAUGAAUGAAAACAGCUGCUGCAGCACCUCUUUAUAUCUAUCCCAGUGCUGUGUGUGGCCAACUCCAUGCCGGGCACCCCGCCGCUCUACUCACUUCAGCCUCCCCCGCCCUGAGGAGUUUCUUGGCCGGGGUCCGGGGACAUGAGGGACGGUCCCCCGUAGGACCCGCCCGGGCUCCAGGGCCUCGCUGCAGUUAGACGCCGGCUGAGCUCAGGCAAUGCCUAUCGCCGUGUGUGCACGUUACCCGGACAGAAGAGCCGGUCCUGAAGGCAGAGGCAGCUGCUUGGAGUAGAGAGGACGGCCGAAGAGAGCAGGCGGUAGGACUGGAGCAGACUUCGGGGAGCAGGUAGAGGAGCAGGGAGGAGCCGGGCUGAGGGAGUCAGGGCGGUGUAUAAACUCCACGGACUCGUGUGACAACUUGUAGAGAAGACAGCUCCGGGUAGCACCACACAGCCACCGUGCACACACAGCCAGCAGCGGGCACCACACGAUACGGGUGGGCGGGCACUAACCUUGGCACUAGCCCUGACCUGGGAAGGGAGAUGGAGGUUCACAUUGGACUCGGGGGGGUGUACAAGCAGCCGCCCGGCAAGAUGAUACGAGGAGCCUUUGAGAAUCUCUUUCUGAGCGUCCGGGGGGCGCUGCAAGGUGACAGGAAAACUGCGGGUCCAACUGAGCUCUGCCACCCGCUGCCAGCCUGGAGGGAGCCCGCUGCCCCUCAUACCCAGCACAGCGCCUGGACUGAAACCUCGGGGGACUGGACUGAAGCCCGGGGCACCCAAGCAGCUCCCUGGAGAGAAGGUGCCCAGCCAGACCCGGCGCCCUGCAGCCCACCCGGAGAGGUGUCUCAGUUCCCUGCCCUGGGCAGCUGCUCCUCGGAGCUGAAGGAGAUUCUGGGAGAGCAGGGAGGGAUGCUGGAGACAGAGGAGGGCACUUCAGAGCAAGCCUCAAAGGAAAGGUACCCACUGACACCAGAGGGCAUCUCAGAUAGUGCCAAGGAGAUCUGCAAAGCGGUGUCUGUGUCCCUGGGGCUGAGCAUGGAAGCGCUGGAGCAUCUGAACCCAGGAGCUGACACUCAGAGAGGAGACUGUAUGUUUGCUGGCCCCCCUACUCACACCGUGGACAGCCACAAGUGCCAGCUGGGUGAGGAAGACAAGUCUGCCACCUCAUCCCCUCAGUACCGCGAAAGUGCCUUCAGGAGGAAUGUCCAAACCAACUUCUCAGCUGGCAAAGCCCCAGAGGAUGGAUCAACCAUGGGCACAGAUGAGAAGGAGCAACCCUGUACAGAGUUGGCAUUGCCCGAAUCAGGGGGCUACAGAAGCCGUGGCAUGGAGUUGGCACCCAGCCUUACUUUGUACAAGCCCUCUACAUUCAUGGAAGAUAACCCUGCCUACCCAGCCUACAGCUUUCAGAUGGCCCUUACACCACAUGGCAGAAUAAAAGUAGAAACCCCUAUGGAGUUUGGUGGCAGUGCUUGGGGGGCACCAGCCAGGUAUGGGGAAAUAUCCAGUUAUGCCCACUGUGCUGCAACUGGUAACUGGCACCCUCUCUUUGAGGAGGGACAGUCUGCUGGUUCUAUUACUGAUGCCAGCCUGUAUAGCUACCCACGAAGCCAUGCUCCACCUGGUUCAAACAGCGAAUUUCCACCGGACACUUGGUAUCCAACAACAGCCGUGUUGGGCAGAGUGCCUUAUGGCAGCCCCAUGAAGUCUGAGAUGAGUCCAUGGCUGGAUGGAUACCCUGGGGCAUUUGGAGAUAUGAGGCUGGAAGGAAGCAGAGAUCACCUGCUGCCCAUUGACUAUUACUUCCCGCCACAGAAGACCUGCUUGAUAUGUGGAGAUGAAGCAUCUGGAUGCCACUAUGGAGCCCUCACAUGUGGCAGCUGCAAAGUCUUCUUCAAGAGAGCAGCUGAAGGAAAGCAGAAGUAUCUUUGUGCUAGCCGGAAUGACUGCACAAUUGACAAGUUCCGGAGGAAAAACUGCCCAUCGUGUCGCUUACGGAAAUGUUAUGAGGCUGGCAUGACAUUAGGAGCACGAAAACUGAAGAAAUUAGGGAACCUCAAAGCUCAAGAGGAGUUAGAGGGAUCUCCUGGACAGGGAGAAGGACGAGAAAUGACACCCAAUAUGUCCCUUACCCAGCUGGAAGGCUACAGUUGUCAACCUAUCUUCCUCAAUGUACUAGAGGCCAUAGAGCCUGUUGUGGUUUGUGCUGGACAUGACAACAAUCAGCCAGACAGCUUUGCUGUGCUUCUUAGCAGCCUGAAUGAACUGGGUGAGAGGCAACUAGUACAUGUGGUGAAGUGGGCAAAGGCAUUACCAGGUUUCCGUAACCUGCACGUAAGUGACCAAAUGACAGUCAUACAGUACUCCUGGAUGGGACUCAUGAUCUUUGCCAUGGGAUGGAGGUCCUUUAAAAAUGUCAACUCUAGAAUGCUUUACUUUGCUCCAGAUCUGGUGUUCAAUGAGUAUCGUAUGCACAAAUCUCGCAUGUACAGUCAGUGCGUUCGAAUGCGUCAUCUGUCACAAGAGUUUGGUUGGCUACAGAUCACACCUGAGGAGUUUCUCUGUAUGAAGGCUCUUCUCCUCUUCAGCAUUAUUCCCGUAGAAGGUCUGAAGGAUCAGAAGUGCUUUGACGAACUACGGAUGAACUACAUCAAAGAGCUGGAUCGUGUCAUCUCCUGCAAGAGAAGCAACCCAGCAUCCAGUUCACGAAGAUUUUUUCAGCUCACCAAACUUCUGGAUUCUGUGCAACCGAUUGCACGCGAGUUGCACCAGUUUACAUUUGACCUCUUUGUGAAGGCACAGAUGGUGAGCGUGGAUUUCCCUGAAAUGAUGUCUGAAAUAAUUUCUGUUCAAGUUCCCAAGAUUCUGUCCGGCAGAGUCAAGCCCCUUUACUUCCAUAAUUCAUGAGAAGCCCCUCUGGGCCAAUUCUCUCCCCCCUGCAGUGUGCCUUAAGGGUCACCAUGUACAGAUAUGCAAAAUGGACUAUACCUGCAGCCUUCAUCAUGUCAUGCCAUGCAGGCGUGACUUCUUCAUCCAUUUUUGUGUUCAGGACAGUUGUCAUGUAAACAACCUUCUGAGAUGUGUGCCACGUCACUGACUCACAGACUACUGGAUGACUGAUCCAAGGACAGUUUUGAUUUUAUUACCAGACUAUAGAGGUUUUGUGUGUUUUGGAAUGUAGACUGGUAAUUUCUGAGGAAAAUGGGAAUCACAAGUUUAGUUCUGUGCAUAAGUUCUUUGUCAGCUUACACAUCGGUAUAUACUCUAAAAACAAGCAGUGCAGGGGAGUGGUAAAACCCAGAUUUUAUAUACAGAAAGGUACACUAAAAGCACUUAUUCUCCUGGCUGCAAGCUCUGGGCAAAAUGGCAAGCAGUUCUUUAUUCUUGCCUAUUUUCUUUGAUAGAUUCAGUGCUGAUUAAGCACUCUUGUUUUCCAGCCAGGAGAUGUCGGGGCUACAUCAAAAGCCAAAGGGAUGAUUGAGCACUUCAGCCUGUGCUGAAACAACACCUCUGAUACAUGACUCUUUGAUUGAGAAUCGCAGCUGUACUUAUAAUACAGGGUUCUGUACUGACUCUGAUUGUGGAAGGGAUAAGGAGGACUGGAAACUUUCAGAUAAAUACACAGAAAUUCUUGAGGAAUAAGGUCACUUACAGCGCCUCUAAAGGAGCAUGGUUUGGUCCACACGUGCAGGUUUUCUCUUCUCAAUCAAUUCCCUUCCUUCUGUAUCGUCUAGAACCAUAUCCUAAAGACCAAGACAGUAAAGCUAAAUAUUAAGGCUUUUUUUUUUCUACCACAAGCUCCAUGUAACAUGCUCCUCUUGCAUUUUUCAUAUAUUUACUUCAUCAUACAUUUUAGUAAGCAUGUAUAUAUCUGGAAUCUAUCCAGUAAAUGCACAGUUUAUAUACAUUACAUAACAACAAAUGUUUCACUAUAAGAAUUGUAGAUAUUUACAAUCAUUUUACGCUGUUUUUUUCUAGUAUUCUGAAUGGACAUAGAUGCUUCAUUUUCUGUAAAAUCCCACCAAAUAUCUAAUUAGUCACCCAUUUCUGCUUCUUAAAAAAGAGUACCAUCAGUUUACAUGUGAUUGUUCUCUAACUCAUCCUAAAAUGAGCCCAUUUAUGGGGCCUAUAGCAUGACCUUAUACUAAAAGGCCAAUGAAAGAAAAGAAAUCAAAGCUGGUCUAAAGGAAAACAUGUUAUCCAACAGUUCACAAUUAUAUAGAGAAUGCCGCUUAUAAAUGACUACAAUCACCACUAGCUUUGUGAUAUCAAAUCGAUACUUAUAAAUAACAGGCCAUAAAUAUAUUUCAAUAUACAUAUUUUUGCCAAUAACCUAAGAUACAAUAAAUACAUCUGCAAGUUAUGCUGUAGCCUCAUGACUUGUGGAUUCUUUAUCCCUGCUUAUUGUCAGACUGUGGCAUGCAAUACAUCCCUGUAGAUCAGUGAUCCCCAACCUAUGGCUCUCCAGCUGUUGCAAAAUUACAAACCUCUCUUUCCAGUGAGAAGGGAAGGAUCAUGUUAAUAAACACAUGUAUCUAUCUAGUUGUCUCACAAAGUAACUGGAAUCCAAAGAAAUACAAAAGGGUUUGCUCUCACAAUCAGUAUAAUCCUGAUCUAAUAGCUUUACCCUAGUCAUAAGCCAGGCAUCACUUGUCUAUGGGCAUUAUAAAUAUGAAUGUAUGUCUGUAAUUGAUAUAAACCACAAUGGAAGAGAUAAAUAAAACUGUGUGAACCAACAUUCUGGUCCAAUUUGAACCCCCCCCCCCCCCCCCCAAAAAAAAAUAAAUAAAUAAAUAAAUAAAAUGAAUUGGCAUAUUUGACUUUGACCACAAGUUUUAGACAUUUGUGCACCUUGCUCGACAAGAGGUGUAGCUGAAGUGGGUGUGGCCUAGAUAUGUUGUGUACCAAAAAUUCCCCCAAGUUUAAUAGCUGGUGUAAAUUUACACCAGACAGUCUAAAGAUGUGCCAGAUUUAUAAAACAGCCUGAGCCACUGGGAUAAAUCUGCCACUAGACUAGACUAGACAGAUUGUCUAGUCCAAGUUUACACUAAGAUUUAGACAGUUUUAUUUAUCUCCCUCAGUGUCUGUUUUUCUCUAAAAUUACAUUUCUGAGAACCUCCAGAAACAUUUGCAUACAAUGUAUGAAUGGUCUCAGCAGCCCAUCUUGUUGUUGCUGACUUUAUGUUCAGCUUUCCUUUAAUCCCAUUGAGGAUGGGUGUCAGUAAGGGAAUACGUUGAUCCUUUAUUGAAGAAAAAACAUAAGUAGUGCCUUUAUACCCAACUGUUCCCUAAUGUACAUCUUAUCCUCAAUACUGAAAAGACAUGAAUACUACUAAAUCUAACUCUAUAUUUGUUACGUCCCGCCUCUUAACAAUGAAUGCAGUGAUAUAUUUUAAGAAUACAUAAGUUUUUUAUUUACUAGACGUAUAGCACUAUUGGGUGGUUUGGACCAGACAUAACCACCAAAGUACGAGAGCUCUGAAUUUCUCCCUAUACAAGCAAGUUUGCACUAUAGUAAAUAAUAUUUUAUUAGGCAUUUCCUGGCUGUUUAGAGCCGCACAAAAUAUAUAUACAUAUAUAUUUUUUAUUUUUGUAUGGAUUGAAUUUUGCUUUACAAAGGGACAUACUGAAUGAUGAGCACUUUACGUUUAUUUGUUUUUCAUUAAUGAUUUUAUACAUAAAACACUAUAAACUGGGGUGUUAUCCAUAGAUACAUCAAUAGAGAGGGCUUCAUUUGCCAUUCAUUUAAAUAGGGAUUAAGCCUUCUCUUCCAUGUCACUUAGCUUGCUUAGGAUGACAUUUUGCCCAAUGAGAAUAGACAUAAUAGGUCAUUGUUGAGAAAGAAGAGAUAAGAUAAAAAGCAAUUUGAGCAAGCACAGUGAUGUCUGUGGUAGGUGUAAGCUAUUCCUUCAACAGAGCCAUUCAUAGGUCAGUGAAUUGGGUAGAAAGAGCCCACUCAUUGUCAUAUGUCUUCUCAUUCCGUAUUAAACACAGACUGACCUAUAUUACACUGUGGCCUGUAUGGCAAUUUUAAUAUGGAGGGAGCUGACCUCUAAUAUAUCAAGCUACUAUACCAUAGAGUAAAUUAAUUAAUCUAGCGAGGGGAGGGUGUUUUCUUGUUUUUAACUUUUGAAAUAUUUUUUUUUCCGAUUUAUAAGCAACUUCAGGUGGUUUUGACAACAAUGCCACCUACUGUGCGAAGCUCUGGAGUUCUCUCUAUAGGAGGCAGGUUUCUCUAUAUGAACUCAGGGUUCAGAGUAAAGUACCAUAGGUGGCCUUUUUGCAAAAACACCUGCAAAAAAGGGCAUUUAGUUUGUCAACAGCUAACCUAUUCAUACUUCAAUAUAUGAUAAGGGCAAGGGGAUCUAGGCCUUAUGUACAUACAAUACCUUGCACUAUAUGUACCAAAACUAGUCCAAAUAAAGGUACUUUAGCCUUCUAAUAUGAAAACCAUGUAUAUUUAGGGUAUUGAAAUUCCAGCAUUAGUGUAUGUUUAUUGAAUAUAACCAAACAGUGACCAUUGUAAUAAUAGCAAAAUAAUUAUCUUGCCCAAUAUUUUAUAUUUUAUUGUAAAAUCAGUUGUAUUUUGGGGUUGUUAACCUCUUUAUUUUGGAAGGGGGAACUAGUAUUUUCACCAAUGCCACCAGCAGUUUGACAAAUCCUUUUCUCUGCCCAUUGAUAUUUUUUUCCAUUAGGAAGGGCAGAGCAGUGUGCUGGAGGCUAAAUGAUGGCACACAUAUCUGCGGCUCUUUAGUAAGCUGAAUGUCUCACUAAAUGGUUCUUCUGUUGGGCUAUGUAUUUCGGAGAUAUUCUUAUUUUUCGACACAUUACUCAAAAUACCUCUGGAAUACAGCUUUAACAACUUUUUGCUUAGAAUCUGACAGGAAAAAACUCUGUACAGUAAAGUCCCAUGGACAUCUAUAGAUGAUCUAUUUUGGCUCCAUACAUCACAGAGCCUUAAUGCUGCCCUGCACACGAAGCCUUAGGGUAUGAAUAAAAGGGCACAAAAUGGUCUGUGUUAGACGUGGAAAACCUGACAAUUUUGCUUUGAAGACAGCGCAGUUCAAUUGCCUAAAACUCUGCCUUUGACUUCAGGGGGAGCGUAGUAAACACACUGAAAAGAAGUGACAUUGAAAGUCAAUGGGAGCAUUGAAGUCAGGGUCCCCCCCCCCCCCCCCGUCCCCCCCGAUACCUAUUUUUUGCCUGUGUAAAUGUACCCUUAAGAAACUGGACACCUUUUGUGUCUUGCCAUAAUGGACAUUGCACUAUUCCUAGAUGAUUUCUUAAAAGUUUUACUCAAAUGAACAAGCCAUAGAAUUGUAACAAACCAUAUAAAUCACUUAUCCAUAUCAUUAGUGUUGAAAAAAAUUAUUUCAUGUAAGGCUAGGCUCACAUUUAAAAAUGACUGUCCCUUUGUGAUAUGUGUCAAAAAACUAGACAAUUGUUAUGCUGAGGUAUACUAUGUUGUACCCCUCACUUUGGAUGGAAGAAAGUCCUUAGUGACUACAUGUGGCACAUUUGUGAGUGUAUACACACACAGCCACAGACAGCUUUUAAGUGCCACAAGAAACUGUACAGACCCGAAAUAUAGUCACUAUUAAGCUACGUUCAGUCCAGUAAAAUCAAUAGUUCCAGUAUAUCAGAUACUCUAGCAUAAUGAUUGCUGGUUUAUCGACAUAUGCCACAAGCACAGAUAUGAACAUAGCCUUAGACAAGUGUAUGCUUAGUUCUCCCUUAUGUUGCGCAGACAUGACAUAGAGGACAUAUGUAAUGUAGACAUGACAUAGAUUGUGGUGUCCAACCUGUGGCCCUCUAGCUGUUGCAAAACUUCAACUUCCAGCACGCUUGGACAGUCGGCGGGCAUGGUUGAGUUGUAGUUUUGAACCAGCUAGAGGGCCUCAGGUAAGACAGCACAGUCUAUGUCUACACAAGGUAUAUGUGUCCUACAAUAUUCUGUUUAUUACAUGGUAUAUGGAUAUCCCUGAAGAAGAAUAUUUUACGUUUUCUAUGCAGUUGUACAGGUAUAUCAGCAUGAAUAAUCUGGGUCGGGUGGGUUCUGUUUUAACUACACAUAGUAUACAUAUCUAACACCAAAAUAGAAUAUUAUUGAGUCACUCUGACCUCUUUGAAAAGAUGUUUCCACAACAGUAAGCUAGUAUUUCUCGAGCAUAUUGUAAAUAUCAUAAGGGUGAAUUCAGCACCUAAUGGCUGCCUAGCUGCAAACACGUAAUGAUGUAAAAUGACUGCAUUCAACAAUGCAUUUACGACAGCCUGGAGGAGUCACGGUCUGCCACCUCUGUGGUAGUAUGUCAGCCGCAUAAUAAAAAAACACUGAGACCUACAAAGUAUAAAAUGAAACCACUUACUGCUUACAUCUUUAUUUAAUAUAUGAGUCUCUGCAUUUGCAUUGCAGCCAGAGCUAGAAGCCGUCCCUGAAAAGAAUAUGUAUUAUUCCUAAUCCCUGCUGGGUAAUAUGGAGAAAAUGGAAAUGAAGAAGUAAAACUAAGGAAGAGCCUGAGUGGAACGGAACUUGCAAUCCUGUGGAUUCUGCAAAUGCCAUCCACCUACCCAGCUUCUAGCCAUGUGCUGUGCAGGGGUUAAGUGUCGCCUUUGUAGCUUUGCUUAGGGAAAUAAAAGAAAGCCGCUCAGUGCCAAAUAACUAUCUAAGGUGUAAAUAUGUAUACAUAAUGCAUUUAUAUCAUUUAUCUGCAAGAUGCUAGCAGCUACAACAUAAUAUAUCACCUACCUGCUAGCAGCUUGCCGAAGAAUUGUCUCUUACCUAUUGCUUACAGCAGCUCUGGGUAACUUGUUAUGUCUGGCUAUAUUCAAGUAUAUUGCACGAUACCUACCUGUGUCACAUAGUAUAAAUUGCCUUUUAACUACCUGAUAUUUUCUCUUAAGAUGUUUUAAUGGGGACUUUUGAAACUACCUAUGUUAUGUAUAUUCCUACUUGAGAUACUAAAGCAGAGGCAUUAUACUUGGUUGUCAGGUAAACUAAAUCCUGUAAUGAAGUAGUUGAGGCCAGCAGGAGGUAAGAUAAGGUUAUGUUCAGAUGCUACGGAUUUGCUGUGAAUCAGCUGCAGAUCAGUUGCAGAUAAUGGCCCUCAUUUACUAUUGCAAACCGACAUGUUUUGUCAGGUUGUACGCCCGAAAUUCCGUGUGCGCCAGAAUCUGUGACAGAUUUUGUGUCAGAAUUGGAAAAAACCCGACUAUCUCUCCAUUUUACUCAGAAAACCUGGGAGUGGCCGCAGUGAAAAUGGGUGUUCCCCCCCACAUUUUCACAAAAAUCCUACAUAUUUACUAAGGUUUCCACAGAAAAUGUGGUGAAUUUGAGCUAAGGAAAACUCUACAGAUCAGAACAUGUGUAAAAAAAAGCAAAGUGUAGGGAAAGUGGAAAAUGUAGGGAAACCUUAGUAAAAAAUUGUAGGGACAUAAAACCCACAAAGAAACCUUCUUAAUAAAUCAGGGCCAAUGUGUAGUGUGUCUGCACCAAAACAAAUCAAUGUAUUUAAAAUCAGCUGCAGAUCUGAUACAGAUCAGUUGCAGAAAAUCUUCAUUAGACCUGCAGUGUGUGAACAUACACUAAGGGCUCGUUCAGGUGGAUUUGAUAGCAAACUGUAAGCUUUAGUGAACUCCAAGAGCACUCCACCGCAGUGGAACAUCUUCCGCGGACAGGCACAGAGAGUCUUCCGCCAUUCAAACUGGCAACUGGAAACACUGCGAGUUUGCUAUCAAAUCCGCCUGUCUGAACGAGCCUUUUGACUAGGGACACGCCUUGCACAUAUGCUGCCAAUUUCUGCAGCAGAAAGCGAGCCAAAGGCAGAAGUGGAUCCAGUUGUAAGGGGAAAUUUAAAAGUGUUAAGUUAGGUUUAAACUAUAGAAAUUCUUUCUGGAAAUCAUCUUAAAUUACAAUAGGGGAAUGGUUACAGAUAGAGGUCUUUCCACAAUACCUCCAAUUAUAUAUAUUAAUCGGUAUCAGUAAAAAUUAUACUUUUGUCAUACUUUGGCCUAAUGGGUGUUUUUUACAUAUAAGUAUUUUGGAAAUCAUCUUGGAUAUUUCGGCCCAAAAUUCCUGUGCCACAGAAUCCCAUUUCUGUCAGUGGGAUUCCGCUGCACAGUGCACGCUACAGAAUUUCAGCAGUUGAUGUUCCAGAAAUUACGCCACCAAAAGAAUAAACUUGUUCAUUCUUUAGUUGGAAUCCACUCCCCAUCUAUGGGGACGGCAAUGUCCGCACUGAUUCAGUCGGUGCUGGCCACAUUCCGGAAAAUCCACCUGGACAAAAUCCAACUGGAGAUUCUAAGUGUGAACCAGCCUUAUACUUUCCCCUUCCACUUCUGCCUUUGGCCAUGUUUACACACUACUCGGAAAUGUGCUGUCUCAUAGGUGGCAAUGCAUUUCCGAGCGGAAAUCACAGAAAAAUCACGAAUUAUGGAACCGGGAUUUCUACGUCAGAAACAUCUGCCUAAGAAAUUCCGCCAUGUGCAUAGUGCAGUGGAAUCCCAUUGAAAUUCACAUGGAGGGACAUUUAUCAUUAGGUGUCUAUUGUAGACACAGAUCUACCCCUUUACACUGCUUGUCUAAUUUACACUCUUACUCUAAAUUUACAAAAGUUGCACACGUCCUUUGAUAAAUUGUGCGCAAAUAUAGAAACGCCCCCCUUGCUCUACAGUGCACUCCUUCUCUACCUCACACUUCUCAGAGCAGUGGUAUUUUCCCAUGGUACACUGCUCACAUAGCUAGAAGUGCCGGAGCAGCAGUGUGUGCCGAACAAAACUCUGCACAAUAGUAAAAUCUGAAAUCUUUAGAAAGUACAUAGAAUGUCUGGGUUUAAAAAAAUAUGUUAUUUUGCUAAACAAUCUGUCUCCUUACCUCUAUAUCAGUUUUACCAACCAGAAUGCCUCCAAGUGUUGCAAAACUUGGCAUACUGGGAGUUGCAGUUUUGCAACAGCUGGAGGCAACCUGGUUGGUAAACACUGUGUACAUGUACCAGAGCUGAGUGUGUGAUCAUGUACAUGUGGCAGAAACUAGUGUGCGGCAUGUGUAUUGAGCAGAGCUGAAUGCGUCAUUAUGUGUAUGCAUGACCACGCACACAAUCAGCUUUGCUGCAUACACACAAUCACACACUCAGCUCUGCUGCAUACACAUGAUCACACACUCAGCUCUGCUGCAUACACAUGAUCACGCACUUAACUCUGCUGCAUACACAUGAUCACGCCCUUAACUCUGCUGCAUACACCCAAUAACACACUCAGCUCUGCUGCAUACACGUAGUCACACACUUAGCUCUGCUCCAUAUACACAAUCACACACUAAGCUCUGCUGCAUACACAUGAUCACACACUCAGCUCUGCUGCAUACACCCAAUCACACAUUCAUCUCUGCUGCAUACACACAAUCACACACUCAGCUCUGCUGCAUUUACAUAGUCACACACUCAGCUCUGCUGCAUACACACAAUCACACACUCAGCUCUGCUGCAUACACAUGAUCACAAAAAUACAUAGACCUAACAGCUGUACCUCCUUCUCCCUCCCUGCAUAUACAGUGGUAUUCUUAGUUGUAAGAUCACCAUGAUUACAGUCUACACAGGUGCAAUCUCCUGCACUCAUCAAAAAAAGCUGGAGUUUGAAUUUUACACAGAUCUACAGUCUGUAGGGACCAGAGUCUAAUUUAAAUAUGUAUUACAUAUUGCUGGACUUAUUCUUAUAACAAUUUGUGUCCUCCUUGAUGGUGUAUAUUUGCGCAAAUAAAAUCAGGACUUGUGCAAAAUUUGUGCGUGUAAAGAGAAAAGACGCAGUUGAUAAAUCAAUGUCCACCAUAUAAUCAGCUCUACCGUACACCAUGAUUUAGAACUUGCAGAUUUCUAUCAAAAAUUGCGCAAAAAAACAUGCAAAAAAUGUUAUUGCACAAAAAUGAUUGCGCAAUAUACACAGUGAAAACGGUGUAUAUAUAAUGAUAAAUUCCCCACAUGGACUUUAUUUGCUGAGGAUUUAAAGCUGCAGAUUUUAUUAUUGCCCUACCAGCAGUUUAUUUGCUGUUAUAGAUGGGCAAAUUGAAUUGGACAAAGUCGAAUUUGUUCCGAAUUUCAUGAAAAAUUCGACUCGGACCGAAUCUGAAUUUCGACUCGAUUCUAAAUAACUAAUUUGUUCAUUAGCGAUCCAAAAAAGGGAUAGAGAUACCUUUUUUAUUAAAAUUUCGUAGGGUACCAUAAAAAAAUAAAUAAAAAGAUACAGUAGUGAUGGAAUUUUUAUUAAUUUUUAAACACGGAUCAAUUUGUGUGGGCGGGCAGGGAACUAAAAUUGUAGCUGACAAUAAUAAAAAUGUAGAAAUGGGCCAUUUAAAUGUAAAAUAAUAUAUUUUUUAAUAUUAAUUUUGUUAAACUUUUUAUUACUAAUGUAUUUUAAAAAUGUGCUUAAUACAGUGUGUGUGUUUUUAACUUUUUUUUUUCUUUACUACUCCCAGCAUGGAACUGACUGUCCCAUGAUGGGAGUAGUAGUACCUGCACUAAUAGACAGAUCGCCCGGGUAUUACUCCUUACACCCGAUUUGAUCGUCCUGUAUAAUGUAUAGAUGCGGGUGGCUUUCUCCUGCGCUCGUAUCUCUGCAAUAGAUAGGAUCUGUCCUUAACUGCAGGUACUAUUGCUCCCAACAUGGAGAACACUGCUCCAUGCUGGGAGCUGUAGUACCUGCAUUAAUAGACAGAUUGCAACAGGUUUCACUUCUGACACCUGUUGAGAUCUGUCUAUUAAUGUAGGUACUACAGCUCCCAGCAUGGAGCAGAGUGUGCUCCAUGUUGGUAGCAGUAGUACCUGCCGGUAAGGAAAGAUCACAGUGGGUGUCGCUCCUGACACCCAAUGUGAUUGUCCUAUAUAAUGUAUAGAUGCGGCCGUCCGGCCUCUCUUCUCUGGUCCCACUGUAGU